AUGUUGGAACAACAGCUUAGGAGCGGUCUACAGAGUGAACUGGGACAAGCUUUGAGUGGACUGAAGAAUAAAGAAAGAGAAUUGGCAAGACUUGGUGGUGGCUAUGACGCGGCUAGAUCCCACCAUACGUCGCAUCCAGCCAGAUCUCGUCCUACAGCUCAAGUAGCUGCGACAGCAAUCAACCAUCGAAGUGAUGCCGGGAGUCACAAGAGUCGUCGAGGUGAGUGA
This is a messenger RNA of Kwoniella shivajii, 228 nucleotides long. RefSeq lists its product as uncharacterized. The transcript has 3 exons. The coding region runs from base 1 to 228 and encodes 75 amino acids. The record is from RefSeq and is a predicted model, not a curated record. NCBI's taxonomy places the organism in Eukaryota, Fungi, Basidiomycota, Tremellomycetes, Tremellales, Cryptococcaceae.